AUGUGGAGAAUAUCUAGAGAAAGGAUCAGGACCAUCCAUCAGAUAAUAACGGUAAGAUCCGAAAAUCUGGCGGAUUUCAUAACACUUAACGGUCACGAAAAACGCAAAAACACACCACAACGGUAUAUAUUCGGCUACUCUUUCUCUUACAUAUAUAUAUACACACACUUUCCGGUGUAUAGUCGAGUCGGAAUCCAAACAAUGGUACUGAUCUUUCUCUCAUUUGCCUUGAUCUCUCUAUCAAUUACUGCUAAUUUCUUUGUGGUGGGCCACAUCCCAACGACGCUCGAUGGCCCUUUCGAUCCAGUCACGGUCCCAUUUGAUGAAAGAUUCCGUGGCCAUGCUGUUGAUCUACCACCGUCUGAUCCGCGGGUCGCUAGGCCCACUAAUCUCUUCGAACCAGAGCAGAUCUUGGUCUCUCUUUCGGCAACGUAUGAUACGGUCUGGAUCUCUUGGAUUACAGGAGAGUUCCAAAUUGGCGACCAUAUAAAGCCGUUGGAUCCUAAAACUGUAUCUAGUGUGGUCCGCUAUGGGAGGUUGAGAUAUCCGUUGAUGUAUAAAGCGACCGGUUAUUCACUCAUUUACAAUCAGCUCUAUCCAUACAAAGGCCUCCAGAAUUACACUUCUGGAAUCAUUCAUCAUGUUCAUCUCACAGGUCUGAAACCAAACACACGAUACUACUAUCGGUGUGGUGAUCCUUCUAUACCAGCCAUGAGCAAGAUCCAUUCUUUCAAGACAAUGCCAGCUUCGAGCCCACUAAACUACCCAAGUCGAAUUGCUGUGGUAGGAGAUCUUGGCCUUACAUACAAUACUACUUCAACGAUCGAUCAUUUGAGAAGUAACAAUCCGGACCUGAUUCUGUUAGUCGGCGACGUAACAUACGCAAACUUAUAUCUCACUAAUGGAACUGGGGCUAAUUGCUAUUCAUGUUCGUUUCCGAAUACUCCCAUACACGAAACCCAUCAACCUCGUUGGGAUUACUGGGGAAGGUUUAUGGAGCCUUUGGUUUCGGAAGUCCCGAUGAUGGUUAUUGAAGGAAACCAUGAGAGAGAACAGCAGGCCGAGGACCAGAGCUUUGUCUCUUACAGUUCUAGAUUUGCAUUCCCCGUCGAAGAAAGCGGAUCUUUUUCUACAUUUUACUAUUCUUUCAAUGCAGGGGGAAUUCAUUUUCUGAUGCUUGGUGCUUACACUGAUUAUUACCGAUCAGGGGAUCAAUACAAGUGGUUGGAGAGGGACUUGGCCAAUGUAGAUAGAAGAGUAACUCCAUGGCUGGUGGCUGUUUGGCAUCCACCUUGGUAUAGCUCUUACAAGGCCCACUACAAAGAAGCUGAGUGCAUGAGGUUGGAAAUGGAGGAAAUACUCUACUCUUAUGGCGUCGAUAUCGUCUUCAAUGGACACGUCCAUGCUUAUGAAAGAUCCAACCGUGUUUAUAACUAUACGUUGGAUCCAUGCGGCCCAGUUCAUAUUGUGGUUGGAGAUGGAGGCAAUCGAGAAAAGAUAGCAAUCUCACACGCCGACGAUCCGGGCAACUGUCCAGACCCGUCGAUCAUACUGGAUUCUUACAUGGGCCAUUGUCCAAAUAAUUUUACAGUGGGCCCUGCGGCUGGUAAUUUCUGUUGGGACCGACAACCCGAUUUCAGUGCAUUUAGAGAUAGUAGCUUUGGCCAUGGAAUUCUAGAGGUGGUGAAUGAGACCUAUGCCUUGUGGACCUGGCACAGGAACCAGGACUUGUAUGACAGCAAUCCUGGGGAUCAGAUUUACAUAGUGAGGGAGCCAAACAGGUGUCCCACUCAGCCCAAGCUGUUGAUCAAGCGGUGGGGAUUGAAUCUUUAAUUUGAUUAGGACACAAACCAUCACGUUUUUGUUGUUGUAGUUGAAGAAAAAUGCAUAGGCAUUGUUGUUGUAGUAGGAAUCAAAUGAUAUUAAUCUUCAUCAUCACAAAACUAGGAUUCUCCAUGACAAUAGAGAAUGAGGAGGAGACAUAGUAGGUAAUAUACUUGUAUGUGGAGAUGUAAAGGAAUACAAGAGAUUGAAACCUC
Magnolia sinica is the source of this 2039-nucleotide messenger RNA. RefSeq names its product purple acid phosphatase 15-like. The coding region runs from base 1 to 1833 and encodes 610 amino acids. The record is from RefSeq and is a predicted model, not a curated record. The transcript has 8 exons. NCBI's taxonomy places the organism in Eukaryota, Viridiplantae, Streptophyta, Magnoliopsida, Magnoliales, Magnoliaceae. Gene Ontology annotation, molecular function: metal ion binding; acid phosphatase activity.